This is a messenger RNA of Eucalyptus grandis, 3776 nucleotides long. RefSeq names its product pentatricopeptide repeat-containing protein At2g01860. The record is from RefSeq and is a predicted model, not a curated record. Gene Ontology annotation, molecular function: protein binding. Lineage: Eukaryota; Viridiplantae; Streptophyta; Magnoliopsida; Myrtales; Myrtaceae.
CGCACUUGUCCAAACUAUCGAUGCACGCCCAGACGAACCCAGCAUCGCGGGAUCAAUGGCUCUUCGAGAAUCUCCACCUUCCUUCCGAGAAUCUCCAUGGCGUAAGCGGCAAAGAAGGCUGAUUCCAUUGCCGCCACCUUGAUUCGAGCUUUCCAAACGCCCGCGUUGCACCCUGGCUCCGUUCUGUCCUACUUUAGAACCCGAUCGUACGCGAUUUCUAGCGCGAUCUGCCUGGCACACCAACUGCUCGACGAAAUUCCUACCUGGGGCUUCCGGUUUCAUCGGCGCGGAAAACUCCAAUCUCGAAGUUGAAGAUUAUUUGAGCGAUCUCGCUUUGGUCUAGUCGAUUUGGUCGGUUCGUCUUCUUCUUGUCUGCGUAAACCAUGUCCCGUGUGUUGCCCCUACCCUGUGAACUUUCAAGCGGACUUUCACUGAAGUUGAAUUCUUUAAGUUGUAGUUUGAGAACUUUCGCAGUCAACCGUGGUACUAGAUAUCACAAUAAAAGGAUACCAAAGAAUCUUCAGAACCGUCGGCGCGACAAGCUCCUUCCUCCAUUUGGAGCUAAUCUGUUCUUGAAGAAGACGAGCACCGAUACUGAACGGACCCAAGUUGACCCAUUUGAUGAAGAAGGACUUGAUUUAGAGAUCGAAGAAGAAGCAGGAGGGGAUGCUGAUGUUGUGUGGGAACAAGAUGAGAUUCAAGCGAUAUCAUCGCUUUUCAAAGGAAGGAUUCCUCAGAAACCUGGGAAGUUAAGUAGACAAAGCCUUCCACUUCCACUUCCUCAUAAGCUCAGACCUUUGGGAUUCCCCACACCGAAAAAACACAUCAAACUUCGUUCCGCCAAGGGCGUUUCUCCUAGGGCUUCUGUCUCCAAGCAAGUGUGUCGUGACCCGCGGUUCCUUAUCAGUCUGGCAAGGGAGAUUGGGAAGCUUCCUCCUGAAGAGAAUGUGUCUACAGUUCUUGACAAGCGGUUGCGUUUUCUUCGGAAAGGGUCGCUUGCGCUGACCAUCAGGGAAUUAGGUCACAUGUGUCUACCUGACAAGGCUCUACAGACUUUCAGUUGGGCUCAGAAGCAGCCUAAUCUAUUUCCUGAUGAUCGGAUACUGGCUUCGACCGUUGAAGUACUAGCCAGGAAUCACGAGUUGAAGGUGCCAACCAACCUGGAAAAGUUCGCUUGUUUGGCAAGUCGUGGUGUAAUAGAGGCAAUGGUGAAGGGGUUCAUCAAAGGAGGAAAUUUGAAUCUUGCCUGGAAGCUCCUCCGGGUUGCCAAGGUUCACAACAGGUUGUUGGAUUCCAGCAUCUAUGCAAAGCUAAUACUAGAGCUUGGAAAGAAGCUGGACAGAGACACGCUUGUUUUGGCUUUAUUGGAAGAGCUUGGUGAAAGAGAAGAUUUAAACUUGAGCCAGCAGGACUGUACAUCUAUCAUGAAGAUCUGUGUUAGACUUGAGAAAUUUGAACUUGUUGAAAGUAUUUUUAGUUGGUAUAAGCAGUCUGGCCAUGAACUGAGUGUGGUCUUGUACACUACUUUGAUUCAUAGCCGUUAUGUAGAGAACAAAUACAGGGAGGCAUUGCCUGUAGUUUGGGAAAUGGAGGCUUCAAACUGCCUGCUUGAUCUUCCAGCAUACCGCGUGGUAAUAAAGCUUUUUGCAGCACUGAAUGACCUACCUAGGGCUGUCAGAUACUUCUCGAAACUCAAGGAGGUGGGAUUCUCUCCAACAUAUGAUAUAUACCGUGCCAUCAUAGGAAUUUAUGUGAUUUCGGGGAGGCUGGCUAAGGUUAAGGCAGUUUGCAAGGAGGCAGAGAUGGCAGGUUUUAUGUUGGAUAAACAAAUUUUGUCCCAACUUGCUAGUAGAAAGUGAGGGAAGAUAGAGUUGUAAGGUUUGUAACAUGAAUGUUCAAAGGCAAGUGGUGAAGCAGCAAUCUUGCCAUGGUGAAUUGCUUGGUGAUGUACCACACUUCAGUGGAUAUUCUCCUACUCAUACAGAACAGCUGUGCUUCUAGUGCCAUAACGUCCCUGAAUAUCAUAAACUGGUUUGUCAAAAGAGAAUUUAAGUUGUCAGGAAAAUAAAGACUUCCAUAAAGAGAUGCUUACCAUUGGAGUGUCAACUUCGACAUAUAUGGAGCUUAAAUUAAAUUCCCAGUCCAGAGAACAGAUAUGGGGUAAACUGCUCUUGUCAGCUUUAACUGUGUCCUUCAUUAAUUUUUCAACCAUCUCAUUCACUGGUAAGUCAAAUUCGCCAUAUUUCUUCAGUAGUUCCCUGAAAUUCUGUCCUAGACGCCGAGCCUGCAGAUGUAGCUCUCAUCAAAAUGUGCAGACGGAAUUUUUUUUUGUUUGUCUGAAUAUAUUAUAGUGAGAACAGUGGCAUGUUCAGGCUUUCUCAUUUUGCGCCGCAUGUGCAAGAGCUACUAUAGGCCGGGAAUAUUACUGUCUUAGGACUUCUAUCUUUUGUAAGCCUCUGAUCCCUGGUAACUAAUCUCCUGACUUCUGGAGAUCAAAUUGGCAGUGCAACUAGCUAAUGAUCUUUUACCUUAUGCCAAGGUGAGUCAAGUUUCGCAUUGGAUAGCACAUGAAUUCCAGGGGAAACAUCUCGGAUGGUUAUGGGUUCUCCUUUAGGACGGUUGGAGAUAUAAACCAUGGUUUUGGAACAAAUGUCAGCAACAAUGAGAUUGAAGCCAUUGUACUGAUGAGCCUCUGUCACUAGCUGUUCUGCAAAUUCUCUUGGACUCUUUGUGCUCUGCAAACAUUGAGGUAAAUCAGCUGAAUUACAUAUUUCCAGGAACUUGUCUUUAUUGUCCAAAAAAGGAUUUCGACCAAUCUCAACAAAGAGUCUAACCACUUGUUUAGACUUGAUUAUGCGCACAUUUAUGCAAUAAAGGUUAAUGACUAGAGCAAUAAGCUUUUACUAGAACUCGAAGAAGGUGCAUUUUCUGCAGGUACAUACAAUGGCGACCCAAGAGUCAACCAUGAGAGGUAAAGUAUAAUGCACCUCUUCUGCUUGAACGAAGGAAAUGAAAGUCUCUGAUCUUCUUCUUAGCGUCAGUUCAAGGAUAGCCAUUUUGUGAGUUAGAAACAUGGUCAUCCAAUUUUAUGAUUUCUCCUGUAAGUGACUGGUCUGGAAGACUUUGUUAAGUUGAGAGAAUAGAAUAAAUGCUCAUGCAUACCUCCAAGAAAAGCACGGGAAGGUCGCCUCGGCUCUUCGCCUCAUUUAGUGUAUGAAGCUCCAGCACGUUUGUCAAGAAAGCUACUCUUCCCUCUCUUGAACAGGCCAACCAAGUCCCUCCAGCAAUUUCAUCUCUUCCCCCCAAUAUCUCAAUCUCUUCCCACCAUUCCACUGGCUUUGUUGGCCUUCACAAAUUUAACAGAGAGAGGGAUCAACAAACUAAUGGGCACUAUCUUCAUAGAAAAGGAAAGAAGAUUACAGACAAAUGGAAUAGAUGCCAAGCAUCAACUUGCCUGUUGUGAUACUCAUCUCUGUUUAGCACCAGAAUCAAAGGGUAAAGUGGAUGAGCUUGCCAAACGAAAGCUGCUAUGCACAUUGUACCUUGUUUAGCUGUGACCUCACUAAGUAUCCGUGGAAAACCUGAAUGCGGAUUUGCCUGUUAUGAUCUCUCUCUGAAGAAUUUUCUCAGAAAGCUAAUGUGGGCAGUUGUAGUUAGGAUGGGGUGAAUGAAGUAUAUAUUUAUAUGUUGGCUGAUCUUUUGCCUGAUUUUGGCUGGGACGUGGAUAGGAUGCGAUGGCUACUUUAUGUUAAAUCUGUGAACUGACUUUUCUUUUA